CUUCUUCUUCUCCCUCCGGUGACAGCACUAAACCCCAGGCGGUGACGUUCCAUCAGCGACUCGCUUUUGAUUUUCCAUGGAUUCUCAGUUGCUUUCUUCCAGAGAUACCAAGAUAAGGCACAGAUGCGUUGCUUGCUACAAGAUGUUCAAUAGACGCGAACAUCUCGUCGAGCACAUGAAGGUUUCGCACCAUUCAGUUCAUCAGCCUCGGUGUGGGCUUUGCCUGAAGCACUGUAAAUCCUUCGAGUCUCUUCGGGAACACCUUAACGUUCCAGACCAUCUUUGCAAAGGAAACUGCCAAACCAUUUUCUCUGAGCGAGGCUGUAGUCUUUGCCUUCAAGUCUUUGAGGAGGCCACUGCUCUUGCAGAGCAUAAAAACAAGUGUCACCUCUCUCCACCUCCUCCUCUUACAACAUCUACCCUACGGAAUCAGGUUAAUCCUUCUAGGUCACAUGUUGGUUCACGGUUCAAGGCAGUCGCAGUUGACUGUGAAAUGGUAGGUGGUGGUGCUGACGGGUCUCUUGAUCAGUGUGCAUCGGUUUGCCUGGUUGACGAAGACGAGAAUGUGAUCUUAUUCACUCACGUCCAACCACCACACCCUGUCACCGAUUACAGGCAUGAAGUAACUGGAUUGACCGAGGUAGAUUUGAAGGACGGUAUGACACUUCAGGAUGUACGAGAAAAAGUUUUAGCCAUCUUGUGCGGUGGACAUAAUGAUGGGGCUGGGAGGCUUCUUCUUGUUGGUCAUGACCUUAAGCAUGAUAUGAAUUGCUUGACUCUCCAAUACCCUAGCCAUUUGUUGAGAGACACAGCAAAAUACGUGCCAUUGAUGAAGACAAAUCUUGUAAGCCAAUCGCUCAGGUACCUCACAAAGUCAUAUCUCGGAUACAAGAUCCAAUGCGGGAAGCACGAGCCUUAUGAGGACUGUGUAUCUGCGAUGAGACUGUACAAGAGAAUGCGGGAUCAAGAGCAUGGGUUAAGUGGAAAGGCAGAAGGGAAUGGUCUGAACUCGUGGAAACAGAGCGAUCUAGAGAAGAUGAAGCCGGAAGAGUUGUACAAAAACUCCACGUCAGAGUACCGCUGCUGGUGCCUUGACAGACUCAGCCAUUCAUGAAAUACAAAAUCCUACUUUUGUCUAAAAAGAAACUCCUCCUCCCUUAAGUCUCUUUUUGUUUGAUGGGAGGAUGAAGAUGAUUUGUUGCUAAAGCUUCCCGGUUUGUUUCUGGAUAAUAACAUACAUAUGAUUAGGCUU
Messenger RNA from Capsella rubella, 1252 nucleotides. Its product is annotated as RNA exonuclease 4. The coding region runs from base 77 to 1114 and encodes 345 amino acids. Gene Ontology annotation, cellular component: nucleus. The record is from RefSeq and is a predicted model, not a curated record. NCBI's taxonomy places the organism in Eukaryota, Viridiplantae, Streptophyta, Magnoliopsida, Brassicales, Brassicaceae. The transcript is spliced from 7 exons. Gene Ontology annotation, molecular function: 3'-5' exonuclease activity; nucleic acid binding. Gene Ontology annotation, biological process: rRNA processing.